GUAGAUCGUAAGAUACUGUUUAUCUUUUCCAUGAAUGUUGUUUUUGUAUUUCGAGCAGGAAUUUUUAUAUGACUUGAACUUCGCGCAAGUUAUAAAUUAUUAGGAAAGAUAUCACUGAUAUCAAAGUGAAUACGUUGUCGGGUUUUCGCAAGUUAGUCCAUCUUACUUUGGUGCGUUAUAAUAGCAACAUGAACAAGUUAAUUGGUUUAACGAGAAAUUUCUCGAAUUCCACUUCUUUAAAUGCCAUCAAAACAGUCACAGUUGUUGGCGGUGGGCUUAUGGGAUCGGGAAUAGCGCAGGUUGCAGCUCAAGCUGGUCAAAAUGUGAACUUAAUAGACCUCAAACCUGAGUUACUUGAUACAGCUCAAAAAUCCAUUCAAAACAACCUGCAUAGGGUUGCACGCAAAAUACAUAAAGAUGCGCCGGCCAAAAUUGAAGAGUAUGUCAAAGAGGCAAGCGAGAGAAUCAAGGUAUCAACUAAUUUGGAAGAUGGUACUAAUGCUGACUUGAUUGUUGAAGCUAUUGUUGAGAAGCUUGAUGUAAAACAGCAGCUAUUUAAUAGGCUUGAUCAGCUUUGUCCGGAACAUACAAUCCUUGCUAGUAACACGUCAUCCAUCUCUAUAAAUGAAAUUGGUGCUGGAAUCAAACGAAAGAACAAGUUUGGGGGUCUGCACUUCUUUAACCCCGUCCCAGUGAUGCGUUUGCUGGAGGUCAUAAAGAGUGAACAAAUGUCCGAAGAGACAUAUCAGGCCAUGAUGGAGUGGGGCAAGUCAGUGGGCAAGACGUGUAUCACAUGCAAGGACACACCAGGAUUUGUGGUCAAUAGACUCCUCGGGCCGUACAGCGCUGAAGCGUUGAGGAUGUAUGAGAGAGGAGACGCAUCAGCUCGCGACAUAGAUAUAGCUAUGAAGCUAGGCGCAGGUUAUCCCAUGGGUCCUCUGGAACUAGCUGAUUUCACUGGCUUAGAUACAAAGAAGGCGAUCUUGGCUGUUAUGCUUAACAAAACUGGAAACCCCGUGUUUAGACGGAUACCUCUGCUGGACAGGCUCGUCGACGAGGGAAAGGUGCACUACAACCUGCGCCGACAGGACGAGGUGAUGGCCAAGCCGCUGGCGAUGCCCUCCGCACCGCUCGAAGUGCAAGCCUACGAACUGCAGGUCGCUGGCCACAGGAACGAUAAGUCUGACAAGAAGUUUCUAGGACUACUCCAAUGCAGCAACGGCAGGAUCCUAAAGCCCAUCCUGAAGGAGUCGCAGAAGCGGGAGGUGGACUUCUACAACCGCAUAUCUGCGUCCACAAACCCCGAGUUGGUGGAGCUGAGGAAGUUCGUGCCCAAGUACUACGGCUGCAGGAAGUUCACGUACAACGGGUUCGAGCAAGAGUACAUCAUGCUGGAGGACCUUACCGAGAGGAUGCUGGACCCUUGUAUCAUGGAUGUGAAGAUUGGUAAAAGAACAUGGGACCCGCACGCGUCUCUGGACAAGAUACGGCGGGAGGAGAGCAAGUACGCGCAGUGCAAGGAGGAGUUCGGCUUCUGCAUCCCCGGCUACCAGGUGUACAAGCUGGCCACGGGGAAGCUUCAGAAGUACAACAAAGACUACGGGAAGAAGCUGCACGGAUCCAUGGUUAGGGCUGCGAUGAAGAACUUCCUGAACGGGCUGGGCUCGAGCCUGUGCCGCGCGCUCAUCCUGCAGUUCCUGGGCGCUCUGUGGAGCGUGCAGAAGUGGGCGGCGCGCCAGACCGCCGUGUCGCUGUACUGCGCCUCGCUGCUGCUGGUGUACGACGCUGCGCGCCUGCGCGGCUGCUGCGACGCGCCGCAGUAAGUGCCGCUAAACCCGGGGACUCCGUCAGGCUUCAAAUGCCGCACAGCAGCAGUGCCCCGAAGAAAGUCCAUCCACUCGCUCCACAACCCCGCAGCGGGCUCCAACUUCAGCGGACAAAUAUCCUCCAAGGGACCCGUCUACAGGAAAGUCAAUUCAGUUCCGCUUUCUUCCAUGACCUUAGCGCAGAAAACAUUCGCCCCCCUUCCAGUAACUAAAUCCCCAUGGAGCGAAGCGCUAGAUAAAUUGAACCACAAUCAUUCUUUCGAGCACAAUUACGAGGACAAAUUGUCCAAAAUCAAAAUGAACUAUCGAGCUACCUUGGACCAGUUGGCCAGCGAAACUCCUACCCCAAACCCGUGGGGGACGGUCAAAAUUAUAGACUUUGCGCACGCGUUCUUCAAUGAAGAGGACAAUAUCAGAGUGGAUACCAACUUCAGAGAAGGCAUAGACAACGUUGUAGCGAUGUUCGAGUCGCUGUUAAGGGAAACUGAUGAUCAGGUUUUCUGACGUUUUUCCAUUAUUAUCAUUCCAUUCUUGUAGUCCAUUCUUAACGUCUAAAAUCAUGGUUCCCGAGGGAACAAUAUUGAGAUUUGAAACUAAAUUUUAUCGUUAACCCUUUCGAUGCGGGAUCACAUUUUUAUUACCUCUGCGGAUGAAUUUUAUGUCAGUUCUCUUAUACGAUGGGCAAGAUAUUAUAUCCCGACGUCAUGCGUCGUUAGCACCGCUUGAAGACAUUUUCUCCAUGGGGAAAGACAAAAUAUUUCUCUUCUCUCAGUUUUAUCCAUGAGCUUGGACGGACGGGUGGAAAUAAUAUACGUGGGUAACCUUCGUCUCUCCGGUUACUAGUUUUUUACCCCCGAACAGAAUAGGCGUAAUUUCUAUCUACUGUUUGUUUAUGGUGGUUUUUGUUUUAAUUAAAUAACACGGGCACCUCAUGGUGAAAGCUUUCAGGGGGGUGUUAUAUCACGCCACCCAGCGAAAGGGUUAAAAAAAAAUAUCAAUUUGCGUAAAGUUAAGAAGUGCCAAACCUAAAGAUUUUUGUCAAUAUAAAAAGUAGGUAUAUCUCACUUGUUAUAUAUAAUGUAUAUAAUGGUGAUCUUCUAUAAAUAUACUAAUUCUAUAAAUAAUACUUCUACUAAUGGCGGAAAAAGAUAAUUACCUCGUUCAUAUAAAAUGUAUUCCAUCCAUCUUAUUUUAUGAUAAGAUGAAAUGCUAAAAAGAAAAACUAAAACCUUUUAAUCUAUUAGCACUUAAUGUUCUCUCUUCCAAUUUAAGAUACAAUUACUGGGAUUUUUUUUCGCUUGUGUAAUGUAAGGUCAACAAGACGAGGUAAAGAAUGUUUUAUUUAUUUAUUAACGUUGAUGACAAUCAUGCCCUUUAGAAAGCAAUGCACGUUUGGAGCACGCUUGCCUAGAAAAAGCCUAUUCACUCUUGCCUUGAAGGUACUCAAAUUAAACGUGGCAGGAAACACAGUUGCCGGGAGGGCGUUCCACAUCCUAGCGGUACGUAUCAGAAACUUUUCUUGCCUGUUGAUGGAAUAUCAACCAUAUAAGGAUGCCAUCGCUCAAGCUAUCACGCCGUUCUGCGGUAUAACGGGGGGAUAAGAUUGUGAAGUACCUACUUGGAGAUUUCAAAUACUACCCUUUUCAUUUUUAAAUAAGAUGCUUAAUAAAUGAGUUUGAAAGAAUGUAUACUGUUAAAAAACGUGGUUCACGGCUAAAAUGGGAUAUCCACACUCAUUUCUGUUCUAAAGAUUUUAAAAAAACCAAUCCGUUCAUUCGAUCGCUUUAUUUACACACAAAUGACUGAAAUAUAUUAUUUCUAAAGCUUUGUUUUUAUAACAUAAAAUGCUGCAAAAAUAUAUAUGGUUAUAUUUAAUUACUAUUAUUAAUUUAAAAUACAAACUGAAAAGAAGUCCGAUUCCAAUUGCUUUGAUCAAUGGUCGUAACAAUGAACUUUUUGCAUUCUGUAUCUCGUUCUAUUGGCCUGAAUAUUUAGUGUCCUUUUCUCGAACAAAACCCCUUUUGAUAAGACCCCUAUUUCUGCUUGGUAUUAUAUUUACUUUAUUUUUAGAUAUCAUUCUUGUUCCUCGGUCUUCCUUUUUGUAAUUAAAAUAAAAAGUAUUAAUAAGACAAAUAACUCUAUUGCCAAAUACUUCAUCUAUGAAGAACAUAAAAAUACAAUUUUAUUUUAUACGCUUAAUGAAGUUUACACCAUAAAACAUUCUGUUUUAAUUAUUCGUAAG
Molecule: messenger RNA, 4068 nt
Organism: Pararge aegeria (speckled wood butterfly)
Lineage: Eukaryota; Metazoa; Arthropoda; Insecta; Lepidoptera; Nymphalidae
Gene: Ipk2
Product: inositol polyphosphate multikinase
Exons: 10
Biological process (GO): fatty acid beta-oxidation; inositol phosphate biosynthetic process
Cellular component (GO): mitochondrion
Molecular function (GO): kinase activity; (3S)-3-hydroxyacyl-CoA dehydrogenase (NAD+) activity; NAD+ binding
Source: RefSeq, a predicted model, not a curated record